Candidula unifasciata is the source of this 621-nucleotide messenger RNA. Lineage: Eukaryota; Metazoa; Mollusca; Gastropoda; Stylommatophora; Geomitridae. The record is from the annotation of a GenBank genome assembly.
AUGGCUGUGUUGGAUAUGCUGACAGAAAACCUGGUCGUGAGGUUGAGACUGGUUGUCUACUGUAUACUGGUUUUCUUCAGUUUUUUCAUAUUUGUUGGCAUCGGAGUUUUCAAGGACAAUCAUCUAGGACUUUGUCUAUUGUAUUAUUCUGGAUAUGCGGCGCCAGUUUCCAACUGCAACUAUCCCAUGGCAAUUGCUAUAAUCUUCCAGCUAAUCUACGCAUUAGCCAGGAUUGUGCUCCUUGCACUUCUUAUGCUUGGCAAAUUGACCACUGAGAUGUUUGUUUUCUCCAACAUUCUGGAACUGGUUUACGUGCUGCUCGAUGUGAUUGCUUGUAUUCUGACAUUCAUUGGAGCUUGUAUUUUAUCUGCAGGCUUCACUGGCUCCUCCCAGUACUUUUGGGGGUCAUCCAAGACUUCUGUAGAUAUUGCGCAGGCUGGAGCUUGGAUCGGCACUAUCUUGUGGAUUAUUCUUAGUGUUGUUGGUGUUGUUUAUAUUUUGCGCGCAGGAAAGCUUUCAUUCACAAAGAGUGGCGGGACAUCAGGGGGUGCAGGAACAUCUUCUCCCAGCGCACCACCUCAAGAAAUACCUCCAAAUUAUGAUCAGUCAUCUAAAUACUAA